GGGAAGGGUGAGGCGCCAGAAAGCGAGCGAAGCGUACUUGGGACUAGCAGGGAGGCUUAUCAUUACGAGGGACUCGCUCGCACGCCCAAGAAAGGCGGGACGGGACCUGCAAAAGAUGCCUGCUUCUGGAGGCCAUUACUGACAGGAUGUUUGCCAUCCACACUCCCAAUGCAUCCCAGACACCAGCUGCUAUCCCUCUGGCAAAUACUUCAACGUACACAGAGUUGGUGAAGACCACCGCAAGUUCUUCAUCACCUGCUGCCCCCAUUUUCUCUAUGACCCUGGGUGCUGUCUCCAAUGUGGUGGCACUUGCUAUCCUGGUACAAUCCUAUGCCCGCUUCCGGCGCCGCUCCAAGGCCACAUUCCUGCUUUUUGCCAGCAGUCUGGUUAUAACUGACCUAGCAGGCCAUGUCAUCCCAGGCUCUUUUGUCUUGAGACUCUAUGCCACCCGGCGCGGGUGGGCAGCCAUGGACCCUUCUGGAGCCCUCUGCCAGUUCUUUGGAGCUUCUAUGGUGUUCUUUGGACUAUGCCCGCUUUUUCUAGGCUGCAUCAUGGCAGUGGAGCGUUGUGUGGGCAUUACCCGCCCUCUGUUGCAUUCUGCUCUGGUCACACCGAGCCGGACAAAGCUGUCUUUGGUAGGAUUGUGGGCGGCUGCUCUGGCCAUUUCUCUGAUGCCUCUCUGCACCUUUGGGAGCUAUGUUGUUCAAGCCCCUGGCACUUGGUGCUUCAUCAAAGUGCGAGGAGCAGAAGCAUGGCCAGAGGGGGCCUUUGCUCUCCUCUUCUCCUUGCUGGGCUUGGCCUCCUUGUUGGCCUCCCUCUUUUGCAACACAUACAGUGGACUCAUCCUGGUGCGGGCCCGACUGCGGGGUCAGCGCAAAUGUGGGCACCGGCGGGCCAAGGCUCAUGACAUUGAGAUGGUUGUGCAGCUGGUGGGCAUCAUGGUGGUUUCCUGCAUCUGCUGGAGUCCCUUACUGGUCUUUGUCAUCCUAUCAGCGAGCAACUCGAGUGAUGCCCUUGAUUAUGAGCAGCUGCUAUUCCUUGGUGUGCGCCUGGCCUCCUGGAACCAGAUCCUGGACCCCUGGGUGUAUAUCCUGCUGCGGCGUGCUGUACUGCGCAAGAUCCUUGCUCUAUUUCUACGAAGUGCUGAUUUCAAGGCGCGCUUUGACCGCUGGGAGGCCAGCUCCUUUCAAAGCUCUGAGCGCAGUGUUGCUGUUGGCCGCCUAUAGGGCUGUCUGGAAUGCAGAGAGUUACUCAUUCUCUGAAGAAGCCUAGGAAGCACUUUUGCACAUUCCCCCUCAUUUGCCAAUGGUCUCCCAAGGAAACCACGUUUAGCAAGAAGGGGUUUGAGACUAGCAUGGGACAGAAGGCUCUCUAGAGUCAGUAUCUGGAAUCCUUUGCUGAUAGUACAGUUGGUGGUUCAGGAGCCAACAUGAUUACUCCACAAGAAAAUGGAGAUGGGAUCCAAGAGUGUGGACCAACAAACACGUCUAGGCCAGCUCCCUGCUUAGUUUUCCAUCAGGAGUCUUCCCUGUGAAUGAAAAACACUGGAUCUUGCUUGGAGUUUUAUUAAGGAAUCAUGGAAAUCCCUUUGUAAAGGCAUAGCUCAGUGACACCACACAUUCUUUAUAUACAGAACGAUUGAAGAUUAAUUUUAGGCAUCUCCAAUAAGUGGGGUUGGGAAAGAUCAGUACAUCUGAUCUUGAAGUUACAGGAGUUAGAAUCAUAGAAUUGGAUGGCCAUACAGGCCAUCUAGUCCAACCUCCUGCUCAAGGCAGGAUCAGCCUAGAGAACAUAUCUGACAAGUGUUUGUCCAGUCAUUGCUUGAAGACUGCCAGCAAGGGGAACUCACCACCACUGUAGGCAUCUGAUUCCAUUGCUGAGCUAAAAAGCCAGUGGUCCACCUCAACGUAAGACAGCUUCAUAAGCUGUACAUGGAGACCUUGGUUGUUAUUAAAAUCAUAUAUUUUAAGGUGGUGAAAUGAAGGAGGAUUCUAUCUUUGACACCAUGACAUGGCUCAGCAUUUCUUAAAGAGAUUGCUCCUGGAUUUCUAAGCAGGGAAGAGACUUGUCAGUUGACUAGUAAGUUGACUACUAAGCAGGUGAUAAAAAAACCCCCCAGACCUUUAGUCUGUGUCUUCUUUUGACCAGUUCUAUUCAGGUGGCUCCAUCAUUCAGCCCAGCUAUCCGAACAUACAGGACUCUGUUUAAUCUGCUGUCCUGCAAUUCAAAACCAAUCCUAGCCCAUGAUGCACCUUCCCUAUGCCACCUAGAGGCUGUUCAUAAAGUAUCAGUAUAUAUGGUCCUCUUCCACACCCAAAACAUUUAAAGAUAAUGUAUAAAUUGUGUUGGAAGAGAGCAGGGCUAGGGCUGAUGGCUCAGGGUGGCUUAAUAGUUACAUUCAACCAUCACAAACAUACACGAGUUGGUUAAAGAUGGGCAUGAACCUAGUUAACCGUCAGGCUUGCAAGCUCCCUCUUCCCCUUACACAGUGCACCAAGACUAAAGAUGGAGGUGUUCCACUAAUUCCUAUUUGUCAUGGUAUUUGAAUGUACGCACUUUAACAAACUGAGAUUUGUUUCUUUCCAGUCAAUCUGGAUUUUAACCCUGAGACCUCAUUGCUUUGAAAGAAAAUCUUGAGUUGCUGAGGAACUUGCAUUUAGGAUAGUCUGAAUGCAAGGGGAAGGGGAAAUGUGAUAUUCAAAGUACUGGCAGCACAUGUUUUCACAAACUCAAAGGAGACACUGUCUUCCAGAACUGAGUAAUUGCAGAAUUUGUAGCAGCAUCACUUUUCCACAGACAAGAAGAUAACUUCUGGGUAUCAGAUAGAUCCACAGUAGAGUAACUUUCUGGAUUGGAAUGGGUUGAGAGUCCUGUAAGUUUAUUGAAUAAUAAGAAGAGGCUCCAGCUAACAUCUGUAAAUGUGAUAUGGUCAUAAUCCUUCACAGUAAAGACUGUUUGUGCAGUUUUUCUUGGAAAGUAGAAAAGUCCAAAGUAGAUAUUCUGCAGCUUGUGUGAGAUGAUGUGGCUGUUGCAUGUCCAGUAUCUGGACUGUACAAGUUGUCAACCAGCACAGGACGCUCUGUUACAAUAAAGCAUCUUUGCAGAGCUUUCUUGCCUUAUACAAUUUAUUGCCUUUAUAUCACAGACUAAAUCCCAGCAUGCUGGCUGGCGGCUUUCUCUGGCAACUUUGCUAACAGCCUCUAAGAACCAGGCUGUAAUCUGGCAAACUGGGUCAAACAACAGUGGGGAAACUUCAGCAUUAUCCCAGAAUGCAUGAAAACUGAUGCCCCAUAGUGGGACAGAUAGACCUGUAACUCAGCUGUAACCACUUCCUGCCACUUCAGAUUUUACAGCUAGAUUUGGAAU
Messenger RNA from Sphaerodactylus townsendi, 3366 nucleotides. It is a transcript of the gene PTGER1, whose product is annotated as prostaglandin E receptor 1. The record is from RefSeq and is a predicted model, not a curated record. NCBI's taxonomy places the organism in Eukaryota, Metazoa, Chordata, Lepidosauria, Squamata, Sphaerodactylidae. The transcript has 3 exons. Gene Ontology annotation, biological process: inflammatory response; positive regulation of cytosolic calcium ion concentration; adenylate cyclase-activating G protein-coupled receptor signaling pathway. Gene Ontology annotation, cellular component: plasma membrane. Gene Ontology annotation, molecular function: prostaglandin E receptor activity; thromboxane receptor activity. The coding region runs from base 147 to 1226 and encodes 359 amino acids.